Molecule: messenger RNA, 729 nt
Organism: Cyphellophora europaea CBS 101466
Lineage: Eukaryota; Fungi; Ascomycota; Eurotiomycetes; Chaetothyriales; Cyphellophoraceae
Exons: 1
Coding region: 1-729 (242 amino acids)
Source: RefSeq, a predicted model, not a curated record
AUGGUCCUCCACGCCCUCAACAUGGUCCUCCACGCCCUCGGCACCUGCCCCAUCUGCACCUACCGAAGCGGCCGCGCAACGCGCAACGUCCCUCGCGCCCUCUACGCUCUCCACGAUGCGCUGGCCGCGUACCCAAUUGGCCCCAUCUCCACCGCUGGACCCUCCACCGCGAAGUCACCCUCGCCACACUCCAGGGCUGCCGCUGCGGACAGCGCAGCCAAGCUCCUGCUCGCUCUCCGCGCCCUGGAGAUCCGUGACCUCGACAUCGACGAGACGCACGACGCACUGCUUUCCUGUACGCUGGAGCUCACGCAGGUGCUGAAGGCGCCGCAAGAAGUCAUCGGCUCCGAAGGUGAAUUGGAGCGGCGGCUGCAGGCUAUUGGGCGGGCGUUGAGUAUGGAGAAGGGAUGGUACCUUGAAGAGACGGUGGGAAAGGCGAGGGAGGAGGCGCGUUGGUUGGCUGGUAAAUUGAUGAAAUGGGGAGAGAGGAGGCUGUGCGAGUCGAUGGAUUGGGAGGCGCAGCAGAGCGUGCUGAGCGUGAGUGAUGGAGGAAAGGAUCCGAAGGGGUUGCGUACGCGGGGAUGGUCGAAGGCAUUGCCGACGCUGGGGAUGGGGGAGGACAAGGCUGGAAGCAAUGUCAAGAAUGGGCUGCUGGACCUGAAUAUGGCCGCGACCGGUGUCGGCGGCGGCAACGACGAAGAGGAUCUGGACAUGAUGGACUUGAGCUGA